CUGCUCCAGUGUCUGUGUCGGCGUCUCGGUUUCGUGCGUUUCGUUCGUGCACCGAGCGCCUAUAUCAGCUCAGCGCACUAAUCUCCCGUGCAAUUUUUUUGCCUCGUAAACGUAAACAAGUACAGUGAAAUAGUUGCUACUAUGCUGGAAACACGUCACGCUUUCUAAGUUCCCGGUUUUAAGUACAAUUCAAAACACUGUAAUGGAUUUCGCAAGAUCUGUUUUCGGUGGUAAUGCGUCGACCGAGGGCUACAGCGCGAAAAAUACGGCUGCUGAAACCUUGUCGGAAGAUGAGGACGAGGCGUACGCUCAGGAUGUGUCGGAGGCCAUAAGCAUUCGUGCCAAUCUGUUCGGUUCGCCGUCCACCAAUCAGGGCUAUUCCCCUGCGCCAGGUGGACCAUUUUCGGCUCUCACGCCAUCCAUGUGGCCGCAGGAUCUCCUAGCAUCGCUGGCACAGCCUGAAGAUGCGGGUUGUCACCACGAGUGCAGAUUCGAUGAGUUUGGUUUCCGUGUCGAAGAAGAAGAUGGCCCUGAACAGAGCUCACGAAAACUGCUGAGUGAAGCCUUUGUUGAAAACCCCCAGCACCGACUGCAGUGGAUAGCAUAUCUGGAAUUCACACACAACAAUGAAGUUGGCGAUCUCACCUGGGACAGGGUGAAAACAAGCCUGCCACACAACGAGAAGCUGUCAAACAUGCUACGCUUGGCUGGCAUCCCACAUUCCCUGCGGCCUCAGCUCUGGAUGCGGCUAUCUGGCGCCGCCACAAAGAAGAUGACAGCAGACAUCGGCUACAGAGAUAUCGUUCGAGCCAGCUCCAACAACCACUUGCUGAGCUCUAAGCAGAUAGAAAAAGACCUCCUCCGAACGCUCCCGAGCAACGCGUGUUUCUCGCACGCCUCAAGCACUGGCGUAUCUCGUCUACGCCGGGUGCUCCGUGGCCUAGCCUGGUUGUUCCCCGACAUCGGUUACUGCCAGGGCACCGGAGUGAUUGCAGCCAAUUUACUGCUGUUCCUCGAAGAAGAAGAUGCCUUCUGGCUUAUGUGUACAAUAGUGGAGGACCUGCUCCCUGCCUCCUACUACUCCCACACGCUCGCGGGUGUCCAGGCCGACCAGAGGGUCCUGCGUGCUCUCAUCCGGGAAGCCUUGCCCGAUCUAGAUUUCUUGCUACGGGAGCACGACAUAGAGCUCUCACUGAUCACGCUGCACUGGUUCCUGACCCUGUUUGCCAGCGUGGUGCACACAAAGAUUCUUCUACGCAUUUGGGAUCUAUUACUUUAUGAAGGCUCCAUAGUGCUUUUUCGGAUAUUGCUCGGCAUGCUAAAACUUAAGGAGCCCCACCUGAGGGCCUUGGAGAAUUCUGCCCAGAUCUUCAAUGCACUGUCGGAUAUUCCUGGGGAGCUGGAAGACAUAGAUAAACUUCUGGAGGCGGCCACCGAGACCUCGACCGGGAUCGUUAACGAAGCUGCGGUUGAAGCUCUGAGACGGAGGCACCUGGCAUACCUGAUGGCUGACCAGGGUGCUCUGUUGAACCCUGAGCAUGCACGCAACUUGCCAAAACAGCACCUGACUCGGAGGCAGGUGAAGCGAUCAAAGUCUGUGAUACAAAUGUUGCUCCACGGAGGAGCCGGAACGGACGGCGGACUCGUGGCUUCGGAGGACGACUUGCGGUCGAAGAACGUGCGGCAGACGGAAAUCCUGGUGGAUUUACGCGAAGGAAUCCUACAGAUUGCCCGACAUUUCCAGACACUAGAUCCAAAGCUCAGAGUGAACUUGGUGUCGGAUUACUCCAUGGAGAGCCACGCGAGGGACCAUGAAAACUUUGCCAACGUUUCAAGGUCGCGCCAUCGUCGAGCGAAGGCCCUGCUUAAUUUCGAGAGGCAUGAUGACGACGAGCUGGGAUUUCGGAAGAACGACAUAAUCACAAUAGUAAGCCAGAAAGACGAGCACUGCUGGAUCGGGGAGCUCAACGGUCUCCGAGGUUGGUUUCCGGCAAAAUUUGUGGACCUGCUCGACGAAAGGAGCAAGCAGUACUCCAGUGCCGGCGAUGAUUCUGUAACCGAAGCCAUCACGGACCUCGUCCGCGGAACCCUGUGCCCUACAGUGAAGGCCAUCUUAGAAUACGGCAUGAAACGAUCCCUGCUCCUUGCAGGCCCUUGUCACCCGUGGCUUUUCAUUGAGGAGGUUGCAAACAAGGAGGUCGAAAAGGACUUCAACUCUGUGUACUCACGGCUUGUCUUGUGCAAGACGUACAGGCUGGACGAAGAUGGCAAAGUGCUUACUCCGGAAGAAGUACUUUAUCGGUCGGUACAAGCGGUAAAUUUGACGCACGACGCGGCUCACGCUCAGAUGGAUGUGAAGCUCAGGUCGCUCGUCUGCAUUGGGCUCAACGAACAAGUGCUUCACCUGUGGUUCGAGGUCCUCUGCUCGAGUGCGGCGGUUGUGCAGAAGUGGUAUCACCCAUGGUCGUUCAUCAACAGCCCCGGAUGGGUGCAGAUCAAGUGCGAACUCAGACUACUGUCUCAGUUUGCCUUCAACCUGAACCCCAACUGGGAGCUGCCUACGAAAAGGGAACCCUCCCAGCCGCUCAAAGAAGGUGUCCGAGACCUCCUAGUCAAGCAUCAUCUGUUUUCCUGGGACCUCUGACAUCACUACCCCUCACCCAUCCCCACGAUUCCUCCUUUCCCAGGAUAUCAGCAUGUGCAUUCGUGUGCCAGAGGUUAAUUUCAAACAUUAUUUCCAUCGUGUUAUAGGUGAACAUGUGCAUUUAAGUGAAUGUCCGACAUGGUCAUGUUUGAUGUUCAGGGAUGACGACAACAUUCAAACUUCGUACAUGAGUGAUGUUGCCAUGUGUUUAGCACAUUGUUUGGUUCACAUGAUUUACAUAAUUUCAUACGCACAUUUUAUGACAAAUCUUGUUUUGCCCAUGCAGAGCACACUGGUUUCAGGACAAACAUGUUUUUACAUUGCAAACAUCUCUUGCAAUGGUUUUCUAAGAACAUUCAUUAGAAACACAAUUUUAUUUUUUGGCCAUACUUUCUCAUUCUAAUUUGGAACGUGUUUCAAUUCAGAGCCGCGCGAAUAUUCGAAAUUUCGAAUAUGAAACUGAUAUGUGAUGCUAUUCGAAUGCUAUUUGCAGCCUAUUAUCAGUAUUCGAAACUUUUGAAACACUUUCGAAACUUACCCAAAGUCCUAAGCAGGCCGGGCCAGGCCUAGAUCGGGCUCGAGCCUGUGUUGCCCCACUGUUAGUUAGCCUCGGUCAACUUUACAGCGCGCAACACUGGGCCGGGUAGCCUAUAAAUAUCUCUGGCCGGGCCUGGGCCGGGAAACCUAGAAAUUCUUCGGGCUCGGGCCAGGCCAGGUACGGAGCUGUAGUGCCCCCCGCAGGCACGCUCAGAUGCACGGUCGGAUGACAAUAAACGCUCGUGCCUCAGUUCAUCUCUGGCUGGCACAGGUCAUGGACCUUCUGUUGUCUUGGUCUGUUGUCCUACAGAGCUGUCGGGUCCGGGUAGGUAAAUCAAAGGAAGGCUGGGAUUGGGCCUGUCCUGGGCUUAAGAAUGCGGCCCGUGCACUGCUCUACCACACGGUACAACCAAGAUGUAAACGAGGACUUUUAAACUGCUGUCUGAGGCUUUAGUGUCUUGCGGUUAGGGUCUUGAACCUUUCAUAUUAAACGCCUUUCACGAAUCCAGCGUGUAAAGGUCAUGUGCUGUUUUAAUGGGUUUUAGCGUAGCUCCAGAGCACACCUGCAUUACGUUGUAUGUACCAGAAAACGUGUGUGAAGGUUGUACACGGAAUCAAUUCCCACGCUCAUAGUGGUGUGUCAGAUGUGUGUUUCUGACAUAUCACGCGUGUGUGCUUACACGUUGCAGAUGGUGCUGCUAGCUGUAAUGUUUCUGUGCAUGUUUCUUGAUGCACUGGAGCUGUGAAGUCGCACGAUGACUCUGCAAGGAAUCGUUCAUAGCCUGACAAAUAACAAAUAAAUAUUGGUUUGGAGAGGUAGAUAUCAGGUGGCAGUGAGUUCCACCAGAAAGGAGAAGGCCCUACCUGUGGUUGUACCUAAAGCACAGUGCUGUUCAGAUAUUCGAACAAGAUGCAAGUGCUGUUCAGAUUUAGUUCAGAUAUUCGAACAAGCACAUGAAACCUAUGUUUGCUAAAUUUCUGACUCUCAGGAGUAUUCCUGGCAUAGUAAAAUCUGUAUCCUUUACAUCUGCUACUUCUUUACUACGAACAGUGGAAUCAGUUUUUUCUGUGUUUUAAAAAUACCAGUCCAUCAGUAUCAAUGUUGACCCAAUUUUGAAGCAUGUAGCAAUCUAGUCACACAAAUGUUCCAGGGCGCUUUGUUAUACAUUUCAUUUCAAAUGCAUUUAUGCACAUUUGUCAUUUACAGUGUCAGAGUUUGUCAAGACAUGAUAUUUUUUCAGCACUUUUGCUUCAUAAACGCCUAGUCAUGCAAUCUAGUCAGCUGCACAUUUUUUAAGGUGAUGCUUUUGUUUUUACUUUUGUUGUCAUACAUUCCGUGAAAUAUUUUGUUAUCAUCAGUGUUUGUGACACUUCUUGUUGAAAAUGUUUAUUAUGUACCAUUUAUAUUGUCUGUGUGAUAUCGUUAUUGGUUCUGGUUGCACGACAAGUCAGUGUGAGUACAUUUGUGUCACACAAAUAAGGGCAUCCAUGGCAUGUUGUUGAAUUUCUUUUUUGCACUGUUUCAAUUUGAAUAAAGCAAUUUUAUGUCAUCGUG
Ornithodoros turicata is the source of this 4736-nucleotide messenger RNA. Its product is annotated as small G protein signaling modulator 3 homolog. Gene Ontology annotation, molecular function: protein binding. The coding region runs from base 203 to 2644 and encodes 813 amino acids. The transcript is spliced from 19 exons. The record is from RefSeq and is a predicted model, not a curated record. NCBI's taxonomy places the organism in Eukaryota, Metazoa, Arthropoda, Arachnida, Ixodida, Argasidae.